AUGGUAUACCAGACACGCUGCCAAGCCUGCACAGUGCUCCAGGUGCCCAUGAUGUUCCAAGAGGAGGAGGACAGUGAAAAUUGUCUCAAAUGCCCAGAUUCGGAAUGGCCGAAUGAGAAGAAUAGUAAGUGUAUUACCAAAACUGAAGAGUAUCUCUCGUUCACCAGUGAUACAGCCUCUACAUUUUUAUUAUCUAUAUCAGUUUUGUUCUUUCUUAUAAGUCUGCAGAUGUUGGGCAUUUUUAUCACAUACUGGGACACCCCCAUUGUAAGAGCCAACAACAGGAGCCUUAGCUUCCUCCUCCUUGUCUCCAUCAAGCUGAGCUUCCUCAGUGUGUUUCUGUUCCUUGGUCGCCCUGUGGAUAUAACCUGCAUGCUGCGUAACAUCACUUUUGGAAUCACCUUCUCCAUAGCUGUCUCUUCUCUCCUGGCCAAGACUAUCAUGGUUUACAUUGCUUUCAAAGCCACCAAGCCAGGGAACUCAUGGAGAAAAUGGGUGGGAGUCAAACUGUCCAAUUCUGUAGUCUUGUUCUGCUCAUCCAUUCAAAUAAUAAUCUGCAUGACUUGGUUGUCCAUUUCUCCUCCCUUUCAGGAACUGGACCUUCACACUUACCCUGGAACCAUCAUCAAUCAGUGCAAUGAGGGCUCAGCUAUUGGCUUUUACUCAGUUAUUGGGUAUAUGGGGCUUCUGGCAGCUGUUAGUUUUGUUUUAGCAUUUUUAGCUCGGACAUUACCGGACAGUUUUAAUGAGGCCAAGUACAUCACUUUCAGCAUGUUGCUCUUCUGCAGUGUUUGGAUCACAAUGAUCCCGGCCUAUCUGAGCACCAAAGGCAAAAACACUGUGUGUGUGGAGAUAUUUGCCAUACUCACCUCAAGUGCUGGACUUUUAUUCUGUAUAUUUUUGCCAAAAUGUUAUGUAAUUAUGUUUAAGCCUGAAAUGAACCAUAAAUCUUGUUUACUUGGAAAAAACAACCAAUAACCAACAAAAUUGGAAUUGGAAUCAUUGGAACAGAGAGCCGCUCAUCUGAGUUACCUUUUCUGUUAAGUGAUAUAUUUUUGGAUCUUUUUUUAUUACUCUGGAUGAAUGUGUGCUUUCAAUUAAUUAUGUUUCAGGUUGAUAAAUAUAUUUCACCCUGGAACAGAUUUAUUAAUAAAAUGUUUUUAAGC
This is a messenger RNA of Xenopus laevis (African clawed frog), 1166 nucleotides long. Its product is annotated as vomeronasal type-2 receptor 26-like. The transcript is spliced from 2 exons. Lineage: Eukaryota; Metazoa; Chordata; Amphibia; Anura; Pipidae. The record is from RefSeq and is a predicted model, not a curated record. The coding region runs from base 1 to 978 and encodes 325 amino acids.